AUUUACACAAAGUAUAAAUUCUAAUUAUAAAAAGAUUCUAUAAGUCCGUUCAGUUCAAAAAGCGCGCUUGGGGAAAGUGGAUGCAUUUCUUAAAAAAAACAAUGGCUUGAGGGAUGCAUGGUGAAAGCUAAGUGAAUCGCUCAUUCAGCUACGAGUGGCCAACCCCAGAAGAUUUUAUUUUUAUAAUACGUGAAAUUCAGAUGCGCAAUUCACAUCCGUUGGCCAUCAAUAAACUAUUCAUGAUAGCGUGAAAAAUCAAUAUGAUUAUGAUACGAAUCAUGUUUAUAUAACACAUUUUUUUUUCAAAAGUGCUCGUAACAUGAUCAGUGAUAAGUGAAACAAAUAGUUAAAAAUAGAUUAGAAAUUGACAUUUGAACAGUUGAAACUCUAAUUUAGACGGGAUUACAUGUAUCCCUUACAUAAUCAUUUAUCAAACAUAGAAACGAUUAUUUGUUCAAGUUUUAUGUAUUGUGCAAAGAUGUUCAAGAAAAAAUAAAUAAUUGGAGCGUACAGUAAACUACAAGCAAGCAAAUUAGCGUAUGAUCAACAUUGUGGAUAGAUAGUUGAAGACAGUUCUAGCGACAAGCUUAUCUUGAGUUUUACGGGCAACAAAGACUGUGAAGGUGUGCCGUGAUAGUGCAAAUUUCUCAAGAACAGAAUAAUAAUUUCUUCAAUUUAUCUCAGCUAUGGGGCUAGACUUCAUACAAGGUGGCAGUGCCGAUUACGAGAAUGCUCUCAUUCUCGCUGGUUUCGGAAAAUUUCAUUACCAUUUAUUAACCAUAUGCGGAUUAAUCUACGCAAAUACUGCAGUCGGCAUCACAAUUAUUUCCUUUGUCCUACCAUCAGCAACGUGUGAUUUUCAAAUGACAUCAGAAGAUAAAGGAUGGCUCACUGCUGCUCCCAUGCUAGGCAUGGUGAUAGGCUCUUACUUUUGGGGUUGUCUGGCCGACACUAAAGGAAGACGAAUUGUUCUCAUUGCGGCAUUGUUACUGGAUGGCUUUAUUGGAUUGCUGUCAUCGAUAACCCGAAUUUUUGGGCUCUUUAUGCUUCUCCGAUUCAUUAAUGGUUUUGCAAUUACAGGUGCAAUGGGAAUUUGCUUCCCGUAUUUGGGAGAAUUCCAACCAACUAAAUAUCGCGAAAAGGUACUGUGCUGGAUGGAAAUGUUUUGGACUGUGGGAAUUAUUUUGCUACCUCUCAUUGCUUGGCUACUCAUCCCUAUGAACUUCCGUAUAAAGUAUGAAUGGACAAUGGCAGGAGUUGGUUUAACAUGGGCUUUCAGUAGCUGGAAUUUGUUUGUGGCAGUAUGUGCUCUACCAAGUCUCAUCUUAGGAGCGAGUUUAUACAUUUUUCCAGAAAGUCCAAAAUUUCUUAUCGAAUGCGGGGAAACUGAAUUAGCAUUAGAAAUUGUAAAAGACAUAUAUGUUAAGAAUUCGGGACGCGAUCGAUCCGAAUACCCGAUAAAAAGUCUAAGGGAAAGCGAAAAAACAAAUAGCGUCAUGGGAACACAUAAUAGAUCGAUACGCACACUCAGUAUGAGAAAGCCAAAUCAUCUCAAAAUAUUAUUCAACGAGAUUUGGGAUCAGACCAAGGCUUUAUGUAAAACUCCACAUCUUAAAAACACCAUCCUGACAUGUUUUAUUCAGUUUGGAAUUACAAGCAGUUAUUACACAUUGAUGAUUUGGUUCCCGGAACUGUUUGAUAGAUUUGAACAGUAUGAAACUCGUUUCCCAGACACAUCUGCUUCUGUCUGUGAUGUGUCUUCGAUCGUAUUAGAUGAUGUCAAUGGAACACUUGUCGAUGAUUUCUGUGGGGGAACCAUCGAUACCAGCGUUUUUCUGCAUACUGUCAUCAUUGGUCUGGCAUGUAUACCAACAAGUUUCUGGCUACCACUUUGUGUUCAUCGACUUGGAGCAAAAUUUUUCUUAGUAUUCAGCCUUUUAUUGGCUGGCGCCGUCACUGUAGGACUCUAUUUUGUUAUAAAUUCAAAACAGAAUUUGAUCUUAUCAUGCGUGUUCGAAGCCUUAACAUCUAUGGCCAUAAGUACUGUGUAUUGUGUCAUGGUAGAUCUAUUCCCAACCAAUCUAAGGGUUAUGGCUGCUGCAUUAUCUCUAACAUUUGGACGAGGUGGAGCUUUGGUUGGCAAUCUACUCUUCGGUUAUCUGAUCGAUUUAAAUUGUGUAGUACCUAUCGUAUUAUUCUCGGUUAUGUUGUUCGUGAGUGGUGCCCUUUGUUUUUUCUUGCCUGACACAGGAAGUGAAGCACUGGAUUAAAAAAAUCAUUCGGGAAAUAAGGUCUAUAGUCGUUAUACUUCGCUAGUAAACGGUUCUUACAGAGAGAGAUUUAAUAAACAAAAGAAUCACAUGUAGACAAUCUAUUA
Messenger RNA from Toxorhynchites rutilus septentrionalis, 2377 nucleotides. Its product is annotated as synaptic vesicle glycoprotein 2C-like. The transcript is spliced from 12 exons. NCBI's taxonomy places the organism in Eukaryota, Metazoa, Arthropoda, Insecta, Diptera, Culicidae. The record is from RefSeq and is a predicted model, not a curated record. Bases 687 to 2270 code for a protein of 527 amino acids. Gene Ontology annotation, biological process: transmembrane transport. Gene Ontology annotation, molecular function: transmembrane transporter activity.